This is a messenger RNA of Synchiropus splendidus (mandarinfish), 3999 nucleotides long. RefSeq names its product receptor-type tyrosine-protein phosphatase-like N. Lineage: Eukaryota; Metazoa; Chordata; Actinopteri; Syngnathiformes; Callionymidae. Gene Ontology annotation, biological process: protein dephosphorylation. The record is from RefSeq and is a predicted model, not a curated record. The coding region runs from base 196 to 2802 and encodes 868 amino acids. Gene Ontology annotation, molecular function: protein tyrosine phosphatase activity. Gene Ontology annotation, cellular component: secretory granule. The transcript has 22 exons.
CUCUGUCCAAUGUUUUCGCUCAACUCCAUAUUCUCUUUCUCCACUUCCUGUCCACUCCUUUCCCUCCCCUCUUCCUCUUGACCAACUUCUUCCUCCCUCUCCUCCGCCAGCCUCCUCCGCCGCUGAGAGAUGGAGAUCUAACAGCAGCAUCCGGCUCCGCGGCGGUUCUCUCCUCCUCGCUCGGACGGAGGAACCAUGAAGCUCCGGCGGCUCCUGGCGGCGGCGAGCCUCCUGCUGACCGUCUCCUGCCGCCUGAGUGCGACCGCCAGACAUGGCUGUUUGUUUGACAAGAUGUUAUGUCCCCGAGAGCUGAUCUGCAGUGAUGAUGGUUUGUUUGGCAGCUGCCAGGAUCCUUGGCAGGAUCAGGUCCGGUACCAGGUGACCGUACCUGUGCUGCACAGCCUGCAGAAAGUACUGAAGGACCUGCUAGUGCAAGGUCUGACCUGGAAGGAUGAUGUGACUCAGGUCAUUAUUGGCCAAGAGCUGAGCCAAAUCCCCACCUCUGGUCUCGAGCGCCUGGAGAAGUCCAUCCAACAUCAGGCUGAUGACUUAGACGACCCAGAGGUUAUGCAGCAGUACCUGGACUACAUGGUUCUGGAGCCCUCGAGACCCUCAAGCAACAUGCAGAUCCCCAUGAUGGAUCCCAACUCUUACCACCAGAAGCGGGUCCAGUACCAAGACGAAGCUGAACGUUCUCUCAACUCUCUGAAUGACAACCCAACAUUCACCAUGCUGAGAUCACGUGGAGGCCCGUUAGAACAAGACCAGCAGCUGCUUCAGAACCUGGUGUCCCACUACCUCUCUGGGCCCUCCUCCUCUGCAUCCUCCUCCUCCCCAGCUCAGACACUAUCGUUCCACAGGGGGGCGCCCUCCAGGCUGUCCUCCCCCCAAUUCUUCCCAGGGUUGGACUUCCCACUGGACUACGCCGAUGACCUGGUGUCUCAGGUGGAUCAACUGAGGCAGGAGAAGAAUAUGGAGGGGCAGCAGGAAGAGCCACUGAGCGAUGUGCAGCGUCUCUCACAGCUGUUGGACCACUUGGGUUUGGACCUGAAUGACUUCACCCAUAGUCAGAGUGACAAGCUGCCGAGUGCUAUGAAGCAGCUACAGAUGGACACUACGUUCCCACGCAACCCCACCAAAGCUAAAUAUUUGAAGAAUUCUUCCGCUGAUAAGAAGAUCACAGAGGCUUCAAUGGCCUACAAGGUUCCAGUCCCUGAAGCCUUGCCGCUACCGGAGAAGCAGCCCAAUCCGAUGAAGGAAGAAAACAACAGGCCUGAGUCCAAAGAGUUGAAGUUCAUUGUCACAAAUAAAACUGACAUUGAACCUGCUGUUACAUUUCAAGUUCAACCAAGCUCCAAGAACUCUGCCAGUGAUGGUGAGAAUGUGGCAUCCAAGUCCAGUCUGGCUUCUCUCCAAAGUCACCUCGUAGAGAGUGAGAUCGGACUCUUUCCUGCCCCUGACCAGCAGAGUGGUGGGAAGGCGUUGCCCCUGGCAACCAUAGUCCAGCCUGCCUCAAGGUGGGUGUCUGCCUCCCUUAUCAUCAUGGCGUGCAUCGGCAGCGUUGUCGUGGUCGGCAUGACCAUUGUGUGCCUCCGGCAUCAUGCACACCGGUUAGCUGCUAAGAAGCUAGGGCUUGGACCUGAGGGAGGCGGAGCCUACAGUCAUCAAGAGUACCAGGACCUGUGUCGUCAGCACAUGGCCUCCAAAGGCGCGUUUGGACGUCUGGAGGCAGCCGCGCUGGGAGCUGUUGGUGGAGCCAGCGGUGGAGGGGCAGGACCUUCUGGGGUAGCCGCUGGAGGAGUAGGCGGCACUGACUCUAGAAUUAGCAGUGUGUCAUCUCAGUUCAGCGACGGAGCACAGCCGAGUCCAAGCUCUCAUGGCAGCACACCUUCAUGGUGCGAAGAACCUGCCCAGGCCAACAUGGACAUCUCCACCGGUCACAUGAUCCUGGCGUACAUGGAAGACCACUUGAAGAACAAGGGGCGUCUGAUGAAGGAGUGGGAGGGCCUCUGUUCCUACCAGGCUGAGCCUAGCAGUGUUUUAGUAGCCCAGAGUGACGUCAAUGUGAAGAAGAACCGCUGCUCUGACUCCGUCCCGUAUGAUCACGCCAGGGUGAAGCUCAAGGCCGAAAACAACCCUUCACGCUGUGACUAUAUUAAUGCCAGCCCCAUCAUUGAGCAUGAUCCUCGGAUGCCUGCCUACAUAGCCACUCAGGGGGCGCUUUCCCACACCAUUUCUGACUUCUGGCAGAUGGUUUGGGAGAACGGCUGCACUGUGAUCGUCAUGAUGUCCGCUCUGGUGGAGGACGGAGAGAAACAGUGUGAUCGAUACUGGCCAGAUGAAGGCUCCUCGCUCUACCACAUCUACGAGGUAAACCUAGUGUCGGAACACAUCUGGUGCAACGAUUUCCUGGUGAGAAGUUUCUACCUGAAGAACGUGCAGACACAGGAGACCAGAACCUUGACUCAGUUCCACUUCCUCAGCUGGCCAGCACAGGGAAUCCCAACAUCCACACGCCCCCUAUUGGAUUUCCGUAGGAAGGUGAACAAGUGCUAUCGUGGGCGCUCAUGUCCGAUUAUCAUCCACUGCAGCGAUGGCACCGGACGUACCGGGACUUACAUUCUAAUUGACAUGGUUCUGAACCGGAUGAGCAAAGGGGUGAAGGAGAUUGACAUCGCAGCCACGCUGGAACAUGUUCGGGAUCAACGGCCUGGGAUGGUUCGCACUAAGGAUCAGUUUGAGUUCGCGCUGACUGCAGUUGCUGAAGAAGUUAACGCCAUCCUGAAAGCUCUGCCACAGUGAAACUGUGAUGCCACCUCAAAGUUCCAGUCUGCCCACGAGACCUUCCAAUGUUUUUUUUCUAACUCUCACAACUUGACGUUUCCAUCAAACCUGAUUCAAACAAACAGUUUUUACGGGACAAUAGGGGCCUCUAGCUUUUCGCUUUUAAACCAGAUGAAUCAGCUUCUGGCAGAAUAUUUUGAUCUUUGCUGAAAGGUAAAGCAGAGGAAAAUACAAAGUUGGAACUCAUUUGGUGAACAAAACUCCCCAUUUACUGAACACGAAGAAGUGGAUCAUUUCUCAAAACUCAAGUAUUUCGGUGACAUGUCAGCAGGAGAGGCCCUUUAGAUGUUCAAGGAUACCUUCUACUAUCCUAGCAAAGCUGAAUGUUGUAAUCAUCUUUAUCAGCUUAUAAGUUUACAUUAAAAUUUCACACACAGAAUUAUGGCAUAAUUAUUUUUAGGUGAUGUUUAUGCUGAAUGGAGAAUAGUCUGCAUUAGAAAAAAAGAAAAACAAUGUAGAAUAUUAUAUUACAUUUCAAUACAUUUUUUAUUUUGGUCAAAGAAAUUCACCAAUUGGAGUGUCUUCUUCAAGUCUCUGAACAUCAUAAAUGAAAUGACCCCAAGAUCCGCUCUGAGUGAACUCAUGAUCAAUGGCAAAUGAAUCACACGUUUUGGAUCUGUUCUAAAUAUAACUUCAAGGAAGUUGUUAUCAACACACGAGUGGCCACGGUUGUGUUCCUUGCAUGGUCAUGUUACUUUGCAUGAGUAAGAAUCCACCAUAUCCACACAGUCCACUGUAGCCGACACUGUCAUAACAUUCUUUCCAAUAAUUUCAGAGGCACUGAAAAGGCUCAAAAACAUGGCAAACAUCACUGGCCACUCUUGUGUUGUUAACAACUCCCUUUAAGUUAUAGAUCCAAAAUAAUCAACUUCAGUGAGAUUAAAUGAGAUUAAAAAUGAAUCUACUGACAGCCGUAGUUAAUUACUAACUCUGCUCUUUUUGUUUCUAUUUCUCACAAUAAUCAAUGCUUGUGUUUGUUCGUGCUGCUCAACGUCGGUCCAUUUACUUGUUGUCGUUGUUUACCUGCUGCAAGUCAGAAAAUGAAAAAAAAAAUAAAUAAAAGAAAUAAUUAUAGUAAAACUAAAUCUAAGACAGAAAUAAAUCUAUUUUGUAAAUAUGAGAACAGAAAUAAAUCAUUUGUGUUAAGUGCUGCAA